AUUGUAAUCCAUUAUAUACAGACCGUAUAUAUUAACCGUCGGUCUUGGGCAAAAACAGGAAACGGAAUAUUAUGUUAUCCCUCUGUGCUUUGUAAUUGUUAAUAACAUGCACGCUGUUUUUUAGAUGAGUUUUUCUUUUCCCUGGAAAUUGCCGUGCAUAGCUUAAAAAAAAAAAAAAUCAAACUAAAGCAAAGCAACGUUGAUUUUUUAAAUUUAAUUUUAUUUAUGAGAACGUGUCUCUUUUUUCCCUACACUUAACUGAAAUGAUUAACAUAUUUGCCUUUACGAGUUGGAAUUGCUGAAAUAAAGUAGUUUUUUUUUCCCCCCCCCCGAGAAAAGAAGAAAUUUAUAUAUAUAUAAUUUUUUUUUUUAUUAUUUCCCCAAACGAAAGAAAUUCAUCUGUUCAAGAUGGACCGAUACUUUUGAAACACUAAUACAGUGUAGUUUUUAUCUGGUUCAUCCGAGCUCAAAAAACCCAAAACCGAAAGGAACCCUCAUCUUUCGCCUCCGGGAAUUGUAAUAAAAGGGAUUAUAUAUCUGAGUUCUGAUGUUCAGGAAUCGGGAUCUCUCUGCCUGUCCGGAUCACCGAGCUCUGAAGCCGACUCACGGCGCUUCACCAGCCUGCAUUCACAGACUACCCGUCUUCAGUUAAAGCAAUUUAUGAUCCCUGUGUGGUGGCGCUCCCCUUGGUAGUCGACCCCACGCUCCACCAUGUUGGCCUGUCUGCAGAGAAGGCAGAACCCCCAGCCUCAGCAUCUGGCCUGCCCCAGCAAGAUGCUGGAGACACCCUCCACCACCAGCCACAAAUGUGAGCUGGUAGCGCCCAUGCAUUCCCCUCGGUACCCCAGCGCGGCUGAGCUAGAUGCCUACGCACAGAAGACAGCCAGCAGCCCCCUGUCCAUCAAGAUCUUCCCCACCAAUAUCAGGGUACCCCAGCACAAGCACCUUAACCGGACUAUCAACGGCUAUGACACCACGGGCCAGCGCUACAGCCCCUACCCACACCUGCACACGGGCGGCUACAACGGCCUGCUCGCCAUCGUCAAGACCACGGCCCCGAUGACAACGGGAAAGGGCGUGGUCAAAAACUCGGAGGGCAAGCGGACUAAGCUGUCCCCGGCCCAGAUUGCAGUGGCCCCUUAUCCUCCACCAAGCAGCAGCACUUUAUCCCAGGGUCACGGGCAGAUACAGUACAGCACAGGCCACUCCAAACCCCCUGAAGCUCCCGCAGUACCGGUACCUCCUAACGUUACUCUGGCUGCUUCCUUUAUCCCCAUUGCAGGGGGCCGUGGCUUGGCCUUACCCCCGCAGUCGAACCUGCCCUCCAUUCAGAGCAUCAUCUACCAGAUUAACCAGCACUGCCAGGCCCAGGCUCUGCAGCAGGUAUGCCAGGGGGUGGUGGUGGCAGCAACAACCGCCAACCCCAGCCCAGCAAAACAGGUGGCGGGAGCUUCUGCAAACUCUUCUGGCAGCAUGGCAGGCUUCCCCGGCAGCGUGAUGGCCCAGAGCGGUUUGGCCUACACUGGGGCGGUGUUGCCUACCCAGGGGGCUGAGCUUGUCAAAGCUGGAGCAGCCUAUAUGGACAGCAUGGAUUAUAUUAUCUGGCAGCAAAAGCAGCACCAGCAUCACCAGCAUCAUCAUCAGCAGCAGCAGCAGCAGCAGCAGCAGCAUCAUCAUCAGGCUGCACUGAGGAUGUACAGUGCCGGGAGCGGAGGAGGUGGAGCCAUUAGCAAAUCUCCGGAAACAUGUGUGCCGGGGAGCGCACUGGGGGUGGUCGGCAGCGCCCUGGUAUCCUCCAGGCCUUACGCCCUGACUGCAAGUGCCGGUUGGCUGGAGAAAGUGAGCUCCUCUCCGGUGAACUGCGCCGGCAUGCACGGCAACUUCUCGGUGGGCCAGUACUUUGCCCCUCCUUGGAACAGCGUGCUGGUGACCCCCAACAGCGACUGUUACAACCCCCAGGACAUUGUGGGGGCCAACACGGGGGGCGGAGGGGGGCACAGAGAGCUGGGUUUCCCCCACCAUCACCAUCAUCAUCAUCACCACCACCCCCCCUCCGACAGCGGCCUGUGCUGCAGCCUGCCCAGCAAGACCCUCUGCAACACCUCCAUCCUGAGCAGCAGCCUCCAGUCGCUGGAGUACCUCAUCAACGACAUCCACCCUCCCUGCAUCAAGGAGCAGAUGCUGGGCAAAGGCUAUGAGACGGUGUCAGUGCCUAGGCUAUUGGAUCACCAGCACGCUCACAUUCGACUGCCGGUAUAUAGAUAAAAAAAAAAAAAAGAAGUAAAUAACAUUGAAACAAAAAAACUAUGGAAAAAAGUUAUUAAAACAGAAAAGGAGAUCUUUAUUAUAUAUAAAUAUCUAUAGAUAUGCGAUUGGAACUGCUUUUAAAAGUGAAGGAUGGGUAACAAGGUGGACUGAUUCAUCGUGGAGAUGGUUCCAAAGCUCCCCAAGGAGGAGGUGGCUCUAAGGGGCAAAGGUUGAAGGUGAAAGGGGAAUAGCGCGUGUGUGUGUCUGGGGUGGUAGGCAGUUGGAAUUCAGUUCUGAAGCUGGGAAAAUGGAGUGAGAUUUACUAACUGGGGAUGGUUUGCUUUUGCUGGUUUUGUUUUUGUGAGCUUGCUACUGGAUGAGGUGCACACAGGUGAAAGAAAAAUGCACAUAAGCGCCCCCUACACCUCGGAGGACCAACACAAAAGCCAAGGCCUUGCAAAUGGUUCCAAACAACAGAGAGAAGAUGAGAAUCGUCUUUUGCCGGUACACAGAUGACAGCUGCAAGAACUGUUUUGGUGGGGGGAAAAAAAUAAAUAAAUAAUGUGAAUUGCACUGCUUGGAGUAUAAAUGCUAGAAAAUGGGUGGGAGGGAGAGCGGGGAGAUCUGGAGUAAAUAUAUUUAAGAAACUUGAAAACUUGAACCUGUUUUAUUUUUUUUCAGGUUGAUAUACAAUGUAUGUGUUGGCUGCUAAGGGAAA
Messenger RNA from Polyodon spathula (Mississippi paddlefish), 2965 nucleotides. RefSeq names its product protein FAM222A-like. The transcript has 3 exons. NCBI's taxonomy places the organism in Eukaryota, Metazoa, Chordata, Actinopteri, Acipenseriformes, Polyodontidae. The record is from RefSeq and is a predicted model, not a curated record. Bases 712 to 2265 code for a protein of 517 amino acids.